UGGGUGUAGUAGACUGGCAUUUGGAAAAGGCAAAAUAAUUAUUUUGAGCGUUGUUCGUAGAUGUGUGUGUCGUGUAAACAUUAAGAAGAAAAAGGUGGUUUGGCUAAGAAUUUGUGCGCAAAGCGGAGCGGCGACGAACGUGCGCGCCAAUUUGUUUAUAAUAAAACAUUUUAAGAAGGAAUUUCAUUUGCAUUGUAUUGUUGGACACAAACGGCAGAUUGUAUGUACCUUGGUGGCUAGCUGAUUACUCGUUGGAUUGUAUAGACAUCGGUAACAAAAGAUACAAAACAAAAAAUUCUACAGGGUGUGGUUGUUGUGCAGUGGUCGAUUAUUCAAAAGAUGAAAUGAAAUUGAUUAAAAAAUGUGUUGUAUGUAUAUUUAUGGUGUAUCCAUUGUGUUGGUGAAUUGCAAAACGAAUACGCAUAAAACAUAUUGUAAAUUAAUUUAUGCGAAACGCGAACGAAAUUGAGGAAUUUAUGCAAAUUUUGGUGAUACACAGUUUUUAAUGUUGUUGACAGUGACGGCAAGGUGGAAAUCAAGCGAUACCGGAGCGUUUAUAUACAUGUUACAUUCAUAAUAAAAAUCUAAGAACUAAAACAAAUGCAAUCAGCUAUUUAGUUGUGUUCCAUCAUUGUGAGGAAGGACCAAUACAGAAUUAGUGACGUUGACAAUCGCGACGUCAAUGCCAACGUCGUCGUCUGCGUCGCUUUAAGUCUGUUGCACUUUACCAAGAGCAGGUGUAUACAGCGCCAAUAGCCGACGUUGGUGUAUGACCGGCUGAAAUGAAAAAAAGCAAAACGCCGCUGCAACAAUAACAAUAUCGACAUCAUGUCGCGGCUUGCUGAUUAUUUCGUUAUUGUUGGCUAUGAUAACGAUAAAGAACGGACUGCUGCUGGUAACAUACACAUGUCAUGUGGCAAGAUAGUGCAGCGUUUUCCGGAAAAGGACUGGCCGGAUACUCCAUUUAUCGAAGGCAUAGAGUGGUUUUGUCAACCACUUGGCUGGGGUUUGUCGUACGAUAAGCAAGAACCAAAAUUUUUCACUUCCGUACUUACUGAUAUCGAUGCAAAUAAGCAUUACUGUGCCUGUCUUAGCUUCCAUGAAACAUUGGCCAUCACACUUAAUAAAGUCAUUGAUGAAGAAGAUGAGGCAACUGCUACCGUCAGCAGCAUUGGUGGUUCCAAAUUUCAACCUGUGAUUACGGGCAGCACUAACGGCGGUGGAAGUGCUAAUAAUAGCAUAAUAUCUCAUCACAGCGUUAUGUAUGCGCCCAAAUGUUUGGUGCUAAUAUCACGGCUCGAUUAUGGAGAUACAUUUAAGAACUGUCUAGGCACUAUUUACACAGUAUACAUUGAGAAUCUGCCCUACGCAUUAGAAAAUCUCAUUGGUAAUAUACUUGGCUGUAUACAGGUGCCACCGCCAGGCGGUCCGCAAGUACGCUUCUCCAUAGGAGCGGGCGAUAAGCAAUCGCUACAGCCGCCUCAGUCGCCGUCGUUACCAGUGACGGGUACAGCUGUUUACUUUGUUUUUAAGCAAUUAGGUAUUAAAAAUGUACUUAUACUGCUGUGCGCGGUUAUGACGGAGAAUAAAAUUCUAUUCCAUUCAAAAAGCUAUUCACAUUUGACUGAAAGCUGCAAGGCUCUGGUAUCAUUGAUGUAUCCAUUCAGAUACACGCACGUGUACAUUCCGAUAUUGCCGGCACCGUUAACCGAAGUUCUCUCCACACCAACCCCCUUUAUAAUGGGCAUACACAGUUCAUUAGUCAGCGAGAUCACCGAUCUGCUGGAUGUUAUAGUCGUAGACCUAGACGGAGGCAUGGUGACGAUACCAGAAUCAUUGUCACCACCAGUGCCCAUACUGCCAUCACCACUGUGGGAACAGACUCAAGAGCUGCUUACAAUGAUUCUAUUUCCUCAUCUUUCACAGGCUGAUUUGGCAUUUCCAUCGCUUGAGAAACCAACUAAUUAUCCGAAGUCAGAUGCCAUAAUAGAUAAGGAGUUGCGUGCUAUUUUCAUGCGCCUCUUUGCACAAUUACUGCAAGGAUACCGCUCAUGUCUGACUAUUAUACGCAUACAUCCUAAACCGGUGAUAACUUUUCACAAGGCCGGCUUUUUGGGUGCACGUGAUCUGAUAGAAAGUGAAUUUUUGUUUCGCGUUUUGGACAGCAUGUUCUUUACCACCUUCGUGAAUGAACGUGGACCACCGUGGCGUUCUGCCGAUGCUUGGGAUGAAUUAUACAGCUCUAUGAAUGAGAUUUUGAAGAGCGAGGCGCAAAAUAAGAGCUUAGUAAGUUGCCUAAAAAUUUCGAUUAAUUUUUGUACAACUCACCAUAUUACACAUAAUCAUAAUUUCUUCCAGGUUCCAAUACACAUACAAGAGUUGGGAAAAACACUAUACGAAAACGAGUGUCCAAGUCAACAGGUUUACGCACAGAAAGUACUCCGCCCGCCGGAUGGCUCUUUCCAUCGUAUACACCAGCCAGCAUUUCCACGUAUUAGCAGCGAAAAAGUGGAGCUGAUUAUAAAUGAUGGCAUGCGCAAGAAUUGCAUUUCGCAUCGUUUAACGGUAUUGCGCAAUCAAAUGCGCAUCAUCCCCAUGGGUCCGCGCUUACCCGAAGUGCUAGAUGUGCGCCCAGCCAUCUUAAAUUCCGCACGCCGACUCGAGGUGCUAAAAACUUGUGUCGCUUAUAUUUUUGAAAAUAAAAUCGCCGAUGCGCGCAAACUAGUGCCCGCUGUGAUGCGCACACUCAAACACCGUGAUGCACGUCUAAUACUCUGUCGUGAACUAUUCGGCUAUGUGCAUGGCAAUAAGGCGAUACUCGACCAUCAACAGUUCGACUUGGUGAUUAAAUUUAUGAAUAAAACAAUACAAAAUUCCACGGGUAUUGAUGAGUACACCGUUGCGGCGGCACUAUUGCCCAUGUCCACUAUCUUUUGCCGCAAGCUUUCAACGGGUAUAGUACAAUUUGCCUACACCUGCAUACAGGACCAUCCCAUAUGGAAGAACUUGCAAUUCUGGGAGUCUACUUUCUAUCAGGAUGUGCAGACACAGAUUAAAGCUUUGUACAUGCAACGACGGCGACAAAUUGAAAAUAAUAAGGAAUCCAAUAUUGUAUUGGACGAUGUGCCGCUGGAAGAGCCAACUGCGCUUGAGAUAACAGCCGAACAAAUGCGUAAAAGUCCAACGCUGGAGGAGGAAAAAAAGAACGAAUUAGCGCAAUCAGAAGAAUCUACGCUUUACAGUCAAGCCAUUCACUAUGCUAAUCGUAUGGUGUCCUUACUAAUACCACCCGAUGUGAAUGCAGUGGGACCGAAGCCGAAGCAAUCCUUUCGCUUAGACGAUAAUCAAAGCGUAUCGAAUAGUAUUAUGGGCUCGCACAGCUUAAGCGAACAUUCAGACGAGGGCUUUGAGGAGAACGACGCACUGGAAGUGGGCGGUGCAGUCGGCAAAAUGGUGUCACGAUUCAUCGAUCGCGUUUGUACUGAGGGUGGCGUUACGUCUGAGCAUAUACGCAAUUUACAUGAUAUGGUGCCCGGUGUAGUACAUAUGCAUAUUGAAACGCUGGAAUCGGUAUAUCUGGAAUCUAAAAGGCAUCCACAUGUGCAAAAGCCAAAGAUACAAGCGCCAUGUCUGCUGCCAGGCGAAGAGAUUGUAACGGAUCAUUUGCGUUGCUAUCUCAUGCCGGACGGCCGAGAAGAUGACACACAAAGCUGGAUACCAGCCGAGGGCGCAUUGUUCUUAACAAAUUAUCGUAUUGUGUUCAAAGGCUCACCCUGUGAUCCACUCGCUUGCGAACAGACCAUUAUUCGCGCAUUUCCCAUCUCCUCAAUGCUGAAGGAGAAGAAAAUCUCAGUACUAUAUCUUUCGCAUUUAGAUCAAACCCUGCCGGAGGGUUUGCAGUUGCGUUCUAGCACCUUCCAGUUGAUGAAAAUAGCUUUCGAUACGGAAGUGACGCCGGAAAUGAUUGAAACUUUUCGUAAAAUACUCACAAAGGCUCGCCAUCCAAUCGAUGAGUUCGAGCACUUUGCCUUCCAAUCGUACGGUACCAUCAUGCAUGGCACCGCACCAUCUAAAACCAAAGAAAAAUACUCAACACUAAAGGGUUUCGCUAAGAAAACGAUUUUACGCAAAUUCAAACAAAAAACGCCAGCCAAACGUAAAUUAGUUACUUCGACAUUAGAUUUUGAUACGCUCGGUCCUUCAACAGAGGCGAUAGACACACAUUCUUUAGACGACGAACUCGAAGAUGAUGAGUUCGAGACAAAUACGGACACAAUGCCACGCUUACUGACCGCCAAAGAUGUGGAGCGCAUGCGAGAACGUAGCUAUGUGCGCGAUUGGAAACGUUUAGGCUUUGACGAGGCACAAAAUGGCUUCCGCAUAACCACCGUAAAUGCCAACUACAGUUUAUGUCGUUCAUAUCCUGCGCUGUUGGUUGCGCCUGUGCAAAUUAAUGAUGCGGCGCUUUUGCAUCUUGGACGAUGCUACAAGAGUCAACGCAUACCUGUGGCCACAUGGCGACAUCGGAAUGGCGCUCUCUUGAUACGAGGCGCUCUGCCACAUAGCAAAUCAGUGAUCGGCAUGCUGAAAAACUCCACCGGUUCGAAUACGAUGUCACAUGACGUCGCCAACUAUCACGAGCAAGAUAAAUAUAUUUCAGCGCUAAUUGACUCCAUGCCAAAGAAUCUCUCCCUAGCAUUGGCGCAAUACACAAUGACUGGCAUGAAUUUGUCCAUGAAUUCAUUGUUAUUGAACGCUACCGAUGAGUCGGCCUACCUCAAUCGCGCAGAUACUUCGUUGACACCCGAGGUUAGUCGUAAACACAAGUCGGCGAUUUCAGGUAGUGGUAGUGAAUCUAAAUCGAAUAAUUGGACCGAUUCACUAAAACCAAAAUCGAAUACUAUAAAGAACAAUUCAUCGGUGACGGCGGCCGCAGCAGCAUAUCGGAAGUUACGGCUUUAUGUCUUAGGUGAGAAAUCUCAAACAAAAUCCGGCAUCAACGCAGAUCUCUGUGCAGAAUUCAUAGCCGUCGACUAUGCCGAUUACCGGCAAACGCGCAUCGCUUUCAAGAAGCUAAUGCGCGCCUGUCUGCCCUCGAAUACAACCAACGAUGCCGACCAAACAUUCGCCAAAAGCGUUGAACAGUCGGAGUGGUUACAGCAAAUUUCUUCACUCCUACAACUCUCCGGUGCAGUAGUCGAUCUAAUGGAUCUGCAGGAGUCUAGUGUGAUGCUCUCACUGGAGGAUGGCUGGGAUAUAACCGCGCAAAUAUCAUCAAUUGCACAACUCUGCCUCGAUCCCUACUAUCGCACAAUGGAGGGUUUCCGUGUGCUCAUCGAAAAGGAUUGGAUCGCAUUUGGACAUCGUUUUGCGCAUCGCAGCAAUCUGAAGCCAACCCAUGGCAACUCAAGUAUUGCAUUUGCUCCGACCUUUUUGCAAUUUCUAGACGCUGUCUACCAAAUACAACGACAGUUUCCAAUGGCAUUUGAAUUCAAUGAGUUCUAUGUGCGCUUCUUGGCCUACCAUAUGGUUUCGUGUCGUUUCCGCACCUUUCUUUUUGACUGCGAGGUGGAACGUUUCGAUUUAGGUAUCGCAUCUGUGGAGGAUAAACGUGGUUCGCUGGGCACCAAACAUCAUCUAUUGGGUAAUACGGGGUCCGAUGACGAGGGUGUCUAUCCCAUGGACGUACGCAGUAAAGCACAAUCUUCGGUGAAUUUCAAUCGCAUAGGUCACUCUAUAUUCGAUUACAUCGAACGACAACACGCGAAGACACAAAUCUUCUACAAUUUUAUGUAUUGUGUACGAGAUGAUGUACUGCGUCCACAGAGUUCAGUGCCCGCCCUCGAUCUAUGGGCAUAUUACACGAACGAAGAACUGGCACAGGGUCCACCUUACGAUCUGGAGCUCACCAAUGCCGAUGAUGAAAUCGAUUUAUCUGAAUUGCGUGGCAAACGCAUCGUGAUUAGCGCCGGUUAUGAUAACAUCGAGAAAAGCAAUGCGAAUGCCUUCGUUUGUCUGCUGAGCGAUGUACGUCAAGCGGAAACCGAACGUGGUUAUUUACCACAGAAAUGGUUGCAAGUGUGGGACCAAUUGGAAGUGCCGCCAAUGGAGGAGUUAACACGCAAAUCCUCGCUUAGCAGCAUUCUCUUGCAGUCACACGGCAAAUUGGCACCCAAACGCUCUACGUUAGAGAUUUUGAUGAAGGGCCGUCAAAGUGGCUAUCAGGAUAAAUAUUUUCAUCCGCAUCGUUUCGAGAAGCAUCCAUACACCACACCAACGAACUGCAAUCACUGCACGAAGCUGUUAUGGGGUCCGGUGGGCUACCGCUGCAUGGACUGUGGUAAUUCGUAUCACGAGAAAUGCACCGAAAUAUCGCUGAAGAAUUGCACGAAAUAUAAAGCAGUCGACGGUGUGGUACCGCCGAAUGUGAACAUCUCGCAGGGUGACACCGCCAGCAUAGCAUCGAGUGCUGCCACAACAGCGCGCACAUCCAGUCAUCAUUUCUACAAUCAGUUCAGCAGUAAUGUGGCGGAGAAUCGCACGCAUGAAGGUCAUCUUUAUAAGCGCGGCGCUCUUCUGAAAGGCUGGAAACAGCGUUGGUUUGUCUUGGACUCUAUAAAACAUCAACUACGCUAUUAUGACUCCGGUGAGGAUUCGCAAUGCAAAGGAGUCAUAGAAUUGGCGGAAGUGCAAUCGGUGACACCGGCGCAGCCCGCACAAAUUGGCACGAAACGCAUCGACGAGAAGGGCUUCUUCGAUUUGAAGACCAAUCGUCGCACGUACAAUUUCUAUGCCGUAAAUGCGAAUUUGGCACAAGAAUGGAUUGAGAAAAUUCAAGCCUGCCUACAGUAGAUGAAAUUUAGCAUAGACGCGCCCAUUAGCAGUGUAUUCAUCAACGAUAUUCCGUUUCUUGCACGUAUUAUUUUAGUUACAUACAUAUAUAACGUAAGCUGCUUCUAAGUUACGUGGAAAAAAGUAGAAAAUACGGUAGGGAAAUCAAAACGCAACGCUUUAUGAAAGAGUUUGGCGUUAAACUUAUCAUUAUAUAUUUAUGUAUAAAUACUAGCGAUUAAAUGUGUAUAUUUAAGCUAUGUGUGUGUAUUUACUACUU
Molecule: messenger RNA, 7111 nt
Organism: Bactrocera latifrons
Lineage: Eukaryota; Metazoa; Arthropoda; Insecta; Diptera; Tephritidae
Gene: Sbf
Product: myotubularin-related protein 13
Exons: 18
Coding region: 829-6852 (2007 amino acids)
Source: RefSeq, a predicted model, not a curated record